UAGAUCCUUUAUUUAUAUAUAUGCUUCAUCUCCAAGCUAGUUAUUUCACUCAUUCACAGGCACUGCAUCUAGCUAUAGCCAUGGCAACACCGGCAUCGUCUUCGAUUCUGCAGCCGGAGCAGCAGCAGCAGCAAGCAGGUACAGGAGAGGCUCAGAUUCCGACCAUGACUACUGCAGAAGCUGUACCGAGCCCUAGUGCUUGGAAGUCCUCUGGCUCUGUCGGUCCUUUCCUUGCAGUCAUUUCUGUGCUUACUGUUCUCGCCGUUCUUUCCUGCUAUUUGGGUCGAAAGUGGAACCCUAGGCCUCUGACCCCUUUAGAGAGCAUCGAGAACAGAGGCUGCUUUGGCUGGCUCAAGCUCUUACGUCGCCGAUGUAUACCUGCGCUGGUUCCAGUUGGGAACGUUAAUAAGUCGUCGGAGAUCUUGCCUUCUGCUAAACACAACACUAAUGAAGAUUGUAAACUUGAAGAUGGCAGUGAGGUUGCUGAACAAAACCUUCACCGUCAAGUUUAAUUCUGUAUGUUGGCCUAAAAACAAUUAUUUUUUAUUGGCUCUACGACAUGUCGUUUCUGUAAUAUAAGAUAUUUUAAUAAAAAUAAAGUUUCAUAAAUCA
This is a messenger RNA of Prosopis cineraria, 612 nucleotides long. RefSeq lists its product as uncharacterized. Bases 21 to 512 code for a protein of 163 amino acids. The transcript has a single exon. The record is from RefSeq and is a predicted model, not a curated record. NCBI's taxonomy places the organism in Eukaryota, Viridiplantae, Streptophyta, Magnoliopsida, Fabales, Fabaceae.